Molecule: messenger RNA, 1743 nt
Organism: Trichoderma aggressivum f. europaeum
Lineage: Eukaryota; Fungi; Ascomycota; Sordariomycetes; Hypocreales; Hypocreaceae
Exons: 4
Coding region: 1-1743 (580 amino acids)
Biological process (GO): transmembrane transport
Cellular component (GO): plasma membrane
Molecular function (GO): transmembrane transporter activity
Source: RefSeq, a predicted model, not a curated record
AUGGAGGAGCGAGAGAUGUUUCUUGACGAAAGAGCGCCUAAUACCGAUGAAAGUGCCAUUACAUCCAUAAUCAGUUCCGGUCAUCCAAGAGAGGGGUUGGAAGGCUGGAGAUGGCCACUGAUUCUCACUUGUCUGGGGUUGACCAUGCUAAUUGUCGGUUACGAUGUCAGCAAUGUCGCCAAUGUUCAAACCUCUGUCUAUGAAGCGUUUGGUCAUGUUGAGCUUCUUCCAUGGGUGGCCGUCGGGUAUAGUACAUUGAGUGCUGCUACUGCUCCAUCAUGGCGCAAGGCCACCGCCAUCUAUCCGCUAAAAGUCGUAUUCUUUAUCUCAGAACUAUUGAUGCUCAUUGGAUCAAUCUUGGCUGGUGCUGCCACCAACGUCGAUAUGGUGAUUAUCGGGCGCGUGAUUACUGGAUUUGGGUCAGCAGGAGCUAUCAUGACAGGCAGCAUAUAUGUUUUACUUCUCACAACGCCGAUAGAAUACGCUCGAUAUAUGGGGCUCUUGGGCGUGUGUUGGGCAAUAGGGCUUGUGCUGGGACCCAUUGUGGGAGGUGCUUUUGCCCAGAAUAGCCACGCUACUUGGCGCUGGGCCAUGUAUAUCAAUAUUCCCUUCAUUGGUCUUAUCCUUACGAUCGCAGUUAUUAGCCUUCCCAGUUUAUCCGCAGACCAGAGCACAACGGCAUCAACAAAGUUAACUAGUAUUGACUGGAUAGGAGCCCUUUCGCACUUUUCGUUCGUUAUUCUCUCCAGUGUGGUCCUCAUAUUCAGUGGCUCAACGUGGGACUGGGGCUUCGGAGGGACGAUUGCAGUCUGGGUCAUUACAGGCGUUCUUUUCAUCUUUUACACAGUGCAACAACUUAAACCACUCUUCACCACCCGCGAACAUCAGAUUUUCCCCGUCGCCUUGUUUUUCGAGAACAGAAAUUUCCUUCUCAUAUUUAUAUCGACUUUUGCUGCAGGCGGCUCCUACGGUAUCGCGCUUUACUAUACACCGCUGUUUUUUGCUUUUACCCAGGGCUUAAGUCCCCUCGAUGCAUCGGUUCGUCUGUUGCCAUUCAUCGGUAGUUUUAUCCUAUCAACAAUCGUAUCUGCCGUUCUCUUACCCCGGCUGCGCAUUUUCCCACCUUUUUACAUCCUGAGUGGCGCCAUGAUGCUGGCGGGCGCGGGUGGAUUAUCAACUAUUGAGCCGAACACUCCCGAUGGUAGAAUAUUGGGUCUUGAUACGCUUGUGGGAAUAAGUGUUGGUCUCAUUUGGCAAUCAGGGAAUGCGGUAAUGUCACGUCUGGUCUCGGAUGAUCCUGGGCUUGACAAAAGCAACCCAGUCGAGGUGGAAAGAAAUGAGGCGCGCAAAGCAUCAUUACGCCAAGAUACUGCCAUGAUACAUCUUGUUUCACAGCUCUUUGGAGUCUCAGUUGCUCUCUCAUGCGCCGGUUGCGUUUUUCAGAAUCUCGGAUACAACAAGCUACACGACUCCAUCAGCAGUCUUGGUAAUUUCUCCGACAAAGACAUCCGUGACGCGCUUGCCGGCGUUGAUUCAAGCAUCUUCCGCUCUGGACAAGAUCCUCGUGUUAUCGGCCUUGCCGUUGAAGGUAUAACGACGACCAUUGGGAAGAUUGAAUGGAUUGCAUUUGCAGGAGGUGCUAUCACUUUAAUCGCAGGACUUUUUAUGAAAUGGGAAAAACUUGACUUUGAAGUUCAGUCCUCAGAUAACGCCGAGGAGAUGAAGGUCAAUAACGUUGUAUGA